GAUAUAGAAAUCUAUAUUUGUUAAUUUGGUGUGUACAUUUUAUCCAAGUCGGUCGUUUAAUAUUAAGAAUCACGAAUUUGUGAGUGUAAAUACGAUUCCUGUUAGUCUGCCGUUCACUUUGGCAACGCCGCGUCUUUCUAACCCUGUUCUCUUCUAAGGUUUGGCUAUUUCCCCGAUUUUCCAUCCGGUCUUUCGACUUGAAACAAAUAAACGAGUUGCUCCGGGCGAGAAUGAACACUUUCGUCCAUUUAAGGUGUGAUUUCAAAUCGAUUUAAAUUUCGGGAGUAACGGAACAAGUGAAAACAUCAUUAAUAAAUUGUGUCGAAUAUGGUUCAUUCAACUUACGCCCAAGGUCAUGUUAUGGGAGGUCGGGAUAAUAGUCCAUUAGGCAUUCCGAAAUCACCCUCUUUUCACAGCGGAUUGGAUCUUGUGGCAUCUGCUAGUGUUGAUUCUCUAAAGGCAGCAUACGAGUUACAACAAAAUACGGGAUUUCCUUCGAAGAUCACCUUUUACGGAACUGUGAUGACUGGAAAACCAACCAACGGACCAAUUGAAGUAACCGGUAAGAUUUUCGUCAAAAAUUCCUUGGCUAUACGGAGUAUGCAGACUUUGGGACGCCUUUCUAUGUUAAAAGAUGCUCCUUCGGAUGAAAGAGAAGAUUUAUUCAUUCAAAAACUUAGACAGUGCUGCGUGCUUUUUGACUUUGCAUCGGAUCCCCUUUCUGACUUAAAAUGGAAAGAAGUCAAAAGAACUGCACUUCAGGAAAUGGUAGAAUAUGUUACAACACAGAAGGGUGUGAUAACCGACAAUGUGUAUGGAGAAGCUGUAAAUAUGUUUGCUGUUAACCUCUUUCGAACCCUUCCACCAUCGUCGAAUCCUAACGGUGCUGAAUUUGAUCCCGAAGAAGACGAGCCAACACUCGAGGCUGCCUGGCCACAUUUGCAACUCGUCUACGAACUCUUUCUUAGGGUACUCGAAGCACCUGAUUUUCAGGUUAAUAUAGCUAAACGAUAUAUAGACCAAAAAUUCGUAUUACAACUAUUAGAUCUGUUCGAUUCAGAGGAUCCGAGGGAGAGAGAUUUACUCAAGACUACAUUACAUAGGAUAUAUGGCAAAUUUCUUGGCCUUAGAGCAUUCAUCAGGAAGCAAAUCAGUAAUGUGUUUUAUAGGUUUAUUUACGAAACCGAGCACCAUAAUGGAAUUGCCGAGUUAUUAGAAAUCUUAGGUUCCAUCAUUAACGGAUUUGCAUUGCCUUUAAAAGAUGAACACAAGCUCUUUCUAUUAAGGGCUUUGAUGCCCUUACAUAAAGUAAAAAGUUUAUCAGUAUACCAUCCACAAUUGGCCUACUGUGUAGUCCAAUUCUUAGAAAAGGAUGCUUCUCUUACUCAGUCAGUUAUUCAAAGUCUACUUAAGUAUUGGCCAAAGACGCACAGUCCCAAGGAGGUGAUGUUCCUCAACGAACUCGAAGAAAUACUCGAUGUGAUAGAGCCCGCGGAAUUUCAAAAGGUUAUGGUACCAUUAUUUCGCCAGUUAGCCAAGUGUGUUAGCUCGCCGCAUUUUCAGGUUGCAGAGAGAGCAUUGUAUUAUUGGAAUAACGAAUAUGUGAUGUCACUAGUAUCAGAUAACGUGGUUAAAAUACUACCUAUUAUGUUUCCAAGUUUAUAUAGAAACUCUAAAAGUCAUUGGAAUAAAACAAUUCAUGGAUUAAUCUAUAACGCGUUAAAGUUAUUUAUGGAAAUGGAUCAGAAACUUUUCGACGAUUGUACCCAACAGUAUCGACAAGAAAGACAAAAAGAAAAGGAAAGAGAACAUCAGCGUCAAGAAUUAUGGAACAAAGUGGAAGUAUUAGCUUCGAGAAAACCAGAAUACGAUUCUGUCACGAGAAAUUACAAUUUAAUCAACAACAUUAUCACUAGUCCUGAAAACGACGAUGAGCUCAAUUUAAGUUGUUUAAAAGAUGAAGAUUUGGAAAAUAAAAAGCAACGCAACUUGAGUAAACCUUUAAUUCGUCGCAAGUCAGAACUACCCCAAGACCAGUAUACAGUGAAUGCUCUGUCUGACCACAAAAGGAUGGACGAUUAUCUAGUAACACCUCCAGACGUCAACAAGUGCUAGUCUCUUCUCUUACAAUACUUGCUGCAUAGAUUGCAGUAAGUUUUGUGCCAAUUGACGAAGAAUCAUCGGUCUUUCUACCCGCCAUGGAAAUUAAGAUCGAACGAAGCAUGCUUUUAAUUGUAUAUUUAUUUGUUUCUUUAGGAAAUGUUAUUUUUUUAUAAAUGUAGAAAAUGUAUGUAUAUAGUUUUUUUAUGCGAAGGCUUGAAAUGAUAGUAAAUCACGGAAUUAUAUAUAUUUUUUCUUUAAUUUCUUAGCAAUUUUUAGUUGUCCGGAUUAUAAGUAGAACAAGCGAUAGAUAAAAGCUAAAUAUAGCCAUGUUGUACUGUGAUUCCAGGCCAUCAUUAAUGGUUUUGGAUUAUUGUAGUUUGCAGUUAGUUUUUUUUUUUAUUUAUUUAGGUUUAGGUGACGAGCUAAUCAAACUAUUUAUAUCAGAGCUAGUCGGACUAUUUGCUACACUUUCCUUGUAUCAGAAGUGAAAAAAGCUAGAAUUAGAUGGUUACGGCGAAUCCAGGAUUGAAACAAUCAUGGUUGAUGGUCCGGAUUGGACCGCGUCAAGAUUUCGACAUCCUUUGUGGAAACAUUUUCACCGAAAUUUCAAAAUAUAACGAAUUAGAAUUAGUAGACGAGUAAGACAAGCGGGUACAAUCUUAUGGAAAAUAUUAACUUUAUCGUUGCAAAUAUUUGUAGGUUUAUGUCAGGGAACAAUAAAGGAAUGUGCGUGAACGGAAACUAUUUAAAAAUAUCUUAGAUUCGCUGAUGAUUUAUAGUAACAACUCUGGGAGAACUAAAUAUAAUGAUUUAUCAUGAUUUUCCAUGUUAUGUAUUCUAAAGUUUUUUUUUUCUGAAAAGUGACUUUGGCAGAGCCAAUUAGCCACAAUUCUAAAGUUGUUCCAUUACAUUUAAUCUACUUAUUGUUUUGGUGUUCUUUUUGAUUGUAAACUCUGAAAUUUUAUUGGUUACAUGUUCUAAUUAUUGUAUAAGUUUUCUUCUUUUGCUUAACGAACAACAAUGCUCUUACACUAUCUAUCUGUUUUAUUUCUUUUUAUAUUUUGAAUUCAUUGGAUUUUUGGCCUCCCACUUGUACUUUUUCUCUAAUUGUCUAAUAAGUACUUUCUAUAAUCAUGAUUAGUGUUUUCGGUACUUCUAGUUCUUCCAGGCAUUUCCAUAUUUUUCCUGUCGAUCGAAUAUCAAAAGCUGCCUUCUGGUAAUAUUUUAACCAAUUAUUAGGAAAUAAUUUUUAAAAUAUUAUUAAAUAUUAUGCAUACCUUCUUCAAAGUACAAAAACACACGUAUCGCCUACUUCGGCACAAGUCAAACAAUGUUGCCUUCUACUUGGUUUCUCUAAUCCUAAAAUUAACCUACAAUAACGUGCAAUAUUUAUCGAUAAAUUAGAAGGCUACAUAAGAAUUUCAUAUCAUAAGAUUGCGCCCAAAAUAUUUAAUCUAAAAUUUUAAUUAAAUAGAAGCAGCAUUAUUAUUUUGAACUGCAGAAAUAACUAGAAAGGAAUGAUUUUGAGUGGUGAUAUAUUCUGUUACUGCAAAUCUCUGUACACAUUUUAAAGAACCUGGCAAAUCAAUUGAAUAUUUGAUUCUUUACCUAAUUGUUAUACAAUUUAGUAUUAUUUUAAAGUUAAAUUUAGAACUGUAUUCAAUAAGUUUGUGUGCUAAUAUAAGUGGUGCUAUAGUAUGCUAAUAAAGUUUGAAACUUGUUAAACGUAAGUAAAAAAAAAACUUAUUUGAGCAAUAUUAAAUUAAGACAUUUCACUUCCUUAAUUUAAAUCAAAGUGGCCCCUGAACAGAACUAAAUCCUAUAUCAUUAUAUUUGUAAGCUUGAGACACUCGAAUUGGUGUCCCCGAUAGACAAAGUCAAAAUGUAAAACCUCAUAUGUAAUGUUCAAUAUAUAUGUAUAUAAAAGUGAAUAUUUUUAUUAUAUGUUUAAAUAAAAUUCAAUGUUAAUUGCAU
Diabrotica balteata is the source of this 4077-nucleotide messenger RNA. The record is from the annotation of a GenBank genome assembly. NCBI's taxonomy places the organism in Eukaryota, Metazoa, Arthropoda, Insecta, Coleoptera, Chrysomelidae.